AUGCCUACGAAUAAAAAAAUCCGAAAAUUAAGUCCAAAUCAAGUUACAGAGUUAAGACAAGCAUUUGAUUUAUUCGACGCUGAUGCAUCAGGAGCAAUAUCAAGCAAAGAAUUUAAGCAGGCAUUAUGGGCAUUGGGUAUUCGUGCCAGUGAGCAAGAAAUUCAACAAAUGUUCAAGGCAAUUGAUGCUGAUGAGAAUGGUGAAAUAGAAUUUGAAGAAUUUGUUGAAAUUGUAGCCGAUUCUUAUUUUCGAAAAUUUACAAGAGCUGAAAUAUUAGAAGCAUUUAGACGUUUUGAUCAUGAUCAUGAUGGAUUCAUAAGUGCAAAUGAAUUACAAAAUAUUCUAAGUCGAUUAGGACGAAAUUUAUCCUCGGAUGAGAUUCGACGAAUGAUUGCUAAAGUAGAUCGUGAUGAUAAUGGUAAAAUCUCAAUCGAUGGUAUAACAUAA
Messenger RNA from Didymodactylos carnosus, 447 nucleotides. The record is from the annotation of a GenBank genome assembly. Lineage: Eukaryota; Metazoa; Rotifera; Eurotatoria; Philodinida; Philodinidae.